AUGUCAAAGAAAAGAAAAUAUGUGGCCUACCGCAAUGAGUCUGAUUCAGACGAAGAUACGACAACAGCCUAUGCCAGGAUGGUAGCAGUAUCAAACGGUGGUCGCAGGCAAGUUAUCGUACCUUGUUCCCCAAUGAAAGUGAGGGCGAAAAAUCUGCUGGAAGACCAAGCUGGGGCCCUGCAAACAGACAAUUGGGAGCCAACACUUGACAAUGAUUUGGUGUUCGACGAUGAGGUCGAAUCCCCACCGGUUGAGUCCCGACCCAUCACAGUAGCCAAUACACUAGCGAAAUGUUAUACGAACUCGGAUGCACCUUUACAUAAAUGGAUGGGCAUCAGCGGGCGUACUGGAUUCCGUGAAGAAUAUCUUCUUGAAGAGCUACGUCUGGAGGGCCAUUGUAGCUUGGCAACUACGCUGCGAAAAUGGAACGGGACUUAUUUUGAGCGCAUUGCCCUGGCGGACAUGGGCUUGAGAGUCCAACUAGGACACCAAGGAAUGUCAUGCUUAUGUCCACAAAGAGGGCACGUCUCUUUCGUCGUUAUUCACACUAAUGCAAUCCACUUGUCUCAUUGCCAGCAACUGUUACGUUGCGAGUGGUAUCCGGCUACCUUACACUUUCCUCAAAGUGCCUGUACAAAACAGGUUCUAGAGUUCUUCCUCGUUUUGAUGUGGUCAAGCAAAGUAUCUGGCUACGAGUUCUAUACAAGUCUCGAGCGACUCACUGACAACACGCGUUUAAACAUACCUAAGUCUCGAUUUCUCUACUAUUUAAUUAUCGCUAUGGAUGCUAACUUCCGUCUCAAGAACAGGGCUCGGUCUUCUAGUACGGCCGAUCCUGGGCUGCACACAGGUCUGGCAUACUUCAUUCCUGACAAACCCUAUGUGGAGCACAUACUGAAGAACGCAAGUCAAACCGAUAUUAGCACUUGUUCAGGCUUUAGGACAUUGGCACAUGCUGAAUCCAAGCACUCGAGUGGGUUAUACGCUAAUAUGGAUUUUAUUUUUUUCUCGUCCAUCAUGCCUCUCCUCCUCUCCGUCGUCAUAUCUUAUGACAUUGCUUGCCAAUGGAAAAUCAACCUCACAAAAAGAAUCAACAAGCUUCCAGAACACCUUCAGAUUCCGGCGGCUGUCGCUCUUGCAACAUUUAUAUUUGGAAUCCCUAAGUUUCACUGCCCUGCGCAUGAGGAGAAAUGUGCGAUACCACAUUCCCUGAACCUUAUACCAGGCAUAGGACGGACUGAUGGCGAAGGAAUUGAGCGCAAUUGGGCAGAAAUGAAUCGUGUUGCAAACAGCACGAAGGAAAUGGGCCCCAGUUCUCGACACGAUGUCCUCGAUGACCAUUUCGGUCAUCACAACUGGCGUAAAUAUACUGGACUAGGACUUUCACUAUGGAGAAAACUUUUAAAUGCUGUCAAGGAACGCACUCAUCACCAGUCCUUUUUGCACAACUUUGAUUCAUCGAUCGAUGAAGCCCAUCGAGGAGAAUGGAGUGCGAUGAUCGAGGCUUGGGAGCGCGACAAAUCAAGUCUGAACCCGUACGUGCUCAGCAGAAUUAGUCUUUCAGAAGCACAAGUACGUGUUAAUUUUGUGGACAAGGAGAAGAUCGCUAUCCGUAAUGGACGUAAACUUCCGCAUGAAACAACUCCUAGUUCUUUCAUCAAUAUCAAUAUGGCCCUGGUUCUUGAAGAUGCCCAACGACGAAUCAAGAUUGACCUCCCAUCAUCACUCAGUGCAAAUCAAUACACCGAACUUCACCAACACCGGGUCACGCUACAACGACAGCUAGACCGCUUCCGCAUCAUACAGCAGGUAUAUAUGGUAGGGAUUGGAAGCUGGAUCACACAGCAAGACAGGGAUUCAUCUGAUGACAUCGAGGACGAAUCUCUCUGGCUACCAUCGACACUCCCUGCAAGCGAUCGAGAAGCAAUAUGUACGAAUGACAUUGCUCACAUCGAGGCUGAGCUUCGCAAGGGACAGUGUUGUGAUGCACUCGAUAGGCUCCGCAGGCAUCUACAUACUAAGUCUCAUUUCAUCAAACAUCGCAAUCUCGAUUUAUGUGGACAACGAGCCAACACUCAUGCGACUUCCUUUCUCGCCCGCUUCGAUAGCAAAAUCAAUGCUGCUACUGUAAAGUACCGUGUUGCUUGGUCAGCGUUGUUAGAACUGGUUGGGAUCAACGAGCUGGAGAGGGAAUUUCAAUGUUUACAGGCUAAGGAUAUUGUGGCACCUGUUGACACAGUGUCAGGUGCCAGGAGUACUACUGGAAUGCGCGGAAAAAAGAGGUCCGAGCGAGAUGCAUCUCGUGGAUUAGGACAAGGUUAUCAGAUGACAUCGUGGAUUUGGCUUACUUUGGGAGUUCAGGAUGACAUGGGUCUAAAUGAUGUGUUGCGUGUAGAAUGGGCCAAGUCUCGCGCGCGCGCACAAUGGUGGAACGAAGAAGUGUUACUUCUCAAGGAAGAAAUGCGGCGAACACGUCAAUUUCUCGCAUGGCAUGCACAACAGUGGCGAUCUGUUACUGAACUAUCACACCAGGAUGCGCAGAUCGUGGCUGGCGCCGCUGCAUAUGCCCAAAGGCAGGCAACAAUUCAGCAUGCAUUACUGGCUCGUUUCACUAGUCUCUGGGGCACUGGAGUUAGCGCGGUGUAG
Suillus discolor is the source of this 2646-nucleotide messenger RNA. RefSeq lists its product as uncharacterized. The record is from RefSeq and is a predicted model, not a curated record. The coding region runs from base 1 to 2646 and encodes 881 amino acids. The transcript is spliced from 13 exons. Lineage: Eukaryota; Fungi; Basidiomycota; Agaricomycetes; Boletales; Suillaceae.